UGAUAAAUACAUGAUCCACUUGUUGUCUGUCAGUAGACACGCCCAUCAUGACACUGGAGGACAUCCAACAGAGCUCAGCGAAAGUCAUCAGCGUUUUCACAUUUUGAACUGUUUUUGUUUCAUGCACACAUUCGUCAUCUGCGGGAUUCUGUGUCGUCACUGUCGUGCACGCGCCUGCAGCUCUGCGCGUGUAGAGAAACGCUGGAAUAUCGCGAUGCCUGCUGAAACUCACAGUGACAGACUGUUUUCCUCAGUCAUGACGGGUCAGAGCGCCUGUGCUCCAGAGGAGGGCGCUAUACGCAUCAAUGUCGGAGGCUUCAGGCGUCGACUGCUUUCCAAGCGACUCUCUCGCUUCCCCGAGACGAGGCUUGCGCGCUUGCUAAGGUGUCGCUCCAAAGAGUCCAUCCUCGAACUGUGCGACGACUACGACGACUCCGAGAAGGAGUUCUACUUUGACCGUAAUCCAACGCUCUUCCCUUACGUUUUACACUUCUACAAUACGGGGCGGCUGCACGUUAUGGAUGAACUCUGCGUCUUUUCCUUCAGUCAAGAAAUCGAGUACUGGGGCAUCGAUGAGCUGUUCAUCGACUCGUGCUGCAGCGGCACCUUCCACUGCCGCAAGAUGGAGCCCGACGAGACGGACUGGGACGACAAGAGCGAAGAGGGAAGCACCGCUUCGUCUUUUGACGAGAUCCUGGAGUUCUACAGCGACGCCGGUAAAUUCGACAAGCAGCUGCUGGGAAGCGUCCGCCGGAAGAUCUGGCUGAUGCUGGACAAUCCUGGCUAUUCGCUACCCAGCCGCCUCAUCAGUAUGUUCUCCAUUCUGGUCCUGUUGGGCUCCAUCGCCACCAUGUGUUUGAACAGCAUGAGCGAGUUCGCGCUGCUGGACGGCGACGGCCGGCCCCGUGAGGACCCUCGCUUCGAGGCCGUGGAGCACUUGGGAAUCGGGUGGUUCACGUUCGAGCUGCUCGCCAGAUUCGCCGUGGCGCCGGACCUCCUCCGUUUCUUCGCACACCCGCUGAACCUGAUCGACCUGGUGUCUAUCUUGCCUUUCUACCUGACCUUGGUCAUUGACCUGGUCGCGGAGAGCAGCCCGGCGCUGGCGAACCUGGGUCGAGUCGCGCAGGUGCUGCGGCUGAUGAGGAUCUUCCGCAUCCUGAAGCUGGCACGUCACUCCACGGGCCUGCGGUCGCUGGGCGCCACGCUCACAAACAGCUACAAGGAGAUCGGGCUGCUGCUGCUGUAUCUGGCCGUCGGCGUGUCCUUCUUCUCCGUCAUGGCCUACACCGUGGAGAAGGAGGACAACGAGGGAUUGAACACCAUCCCGGCCAGCUGGUGGUGGGCGACGGUGAGCAUGACCACCGUGGGCUACGGAGACGUGGUUCCCGGCUCCGUCGUGGGCAAACUGACGGCCUCGGCCUGCAUCCUGGCGGGAAUAUUAGUCGUCGUGCUUCCGAUCACUUUGAUAUUUAACAAGUUUUCUCUGUUUUAUAAGAGACAGAAACAGCUGGAGAUCAUCAUGCGGAGCUGCGACUUCGAUGGGGGAAUGAAGGAGGCUCCGUCUGUCAAUCUGAGGAAUUAUUACGCUCAUAAAGUCAAGACACUGAUGGCCAGUCUGUCCAACAUGAGCCGCAGUUCCCCCAGCGAUCACAGUCUGAACGUCUCUCUGCAUUAGACUGUGCUGACGUCACUGCGGCGUGUUUUCUUUAACAGCGAGAUGAUCAGUGUGUGAAUCGGCAUCUUCUCCUGGGUUUUCUCCUCAUUGUCCAGCUCAUUGGUUGGAGGGAACAGCAGGUGUACAGUAUAUCGGUGGAAGCUGUCGGUCUCGUGGGUUCAGGAGGAUUUCUGUGCGUCUGCUGGACUUUGCUUAGCACUGAAUCUCCUCCGACUGUCACUAUAUAUUUGCAUGUUUUUCUGUAUCACUGUUGUUCAGUAAGGAAAAACAAUUGUAGUGACCAGAAUUAGUAGUACUGAGAAGCAUCUGUAAAUGUGACAAAUCCAUCUGAAAUGUGAGGAGCUGAACUUUGAAAUGAAUGAUUUUCAGUGAAGUUUUGUUGCUGUAAAGGUGAUGAUAUGCGGGCAACUUUUUAAGCAAUGUUGCUUGGGCACUUUUCCAUUCAAACUGAAGAUUGAAUCAAAACUGUUGUCAAUAGGAAAGUGCCCAAGCAACAUCACUCAAAAAGUUGCCCCGUGUAUCAUUACCUUGAGGUAAACAAAUUUUUCUAUUUCUGAGUCGGGUAUGAAUGGGCACAGACGUAUUUGUUACUGUGUGGAUUUGUGUCAUAUUUCUAGCUCAUAAUUUUCUUUUCCCUUUACUUAAAGAAAAUGAAUCCUGUUUUUAAGACUGUUAAGAUUUUUUGUAUUAUGACAUUAUUAUUUAUUUAGUGUGUGUGUGUGUGUGACCUGCAAACUCAAUUACUGCUGAAAAAUAGAUGGCCACAUCACAAACUGUCAACUAUAAUGGGAAAUAUAAAUGUUUAUAUAUAUAUUGUAAAGGAUGUUUGUGUCAAGGUUGUACUGCUUUAAACUGUAACAAAUUGUAAAAAUACUGUUGCACGGAUGAGAAUCUAUUGAAAACCAUCAUUUAAAAUAAUGGCAAUUACAAGAAACUAAAGCACAUUGUCUGAAUGCAUUACAGUAAUUACAGUGUUUCUUUUGCAUUAUAGUAAUAAUGAUUAUUGUCAUGAAGAUAAUCUUACUGCUCUUAGUGGAAAAAUAUCUUAAUGGCUCUGAAAAUAGGCUUAAUUUUCUUUAUGAAAAAUAUUCUUUUGACUGAGUUGAAAUGUGACCUGGACAGAUGAUCUGCCACUUGCCCUGUUCACUAGUCUAGUCUACCUGAAGCGGUGCGUGAUCUGGUUCUCAUGUGGAUCUGGUUCUCGUGGGAGAGCCGCCAUGACGAUGAGCGCCGUUCCCUUGGAAACACGCUUUCUGAUUCCUCUGCUCAGAGUGUUUCUGUCGCAACUGUAAAAACUGAUUUAAACUGCAGCUUUGUUCAUAUUAAAUCAUAUAUGGACAUAA
Messenger RNA from Megalobrama amblycephala (Wuchang bream), 3018 nucleotides. RefSeq names its product potassium voltage-gated channel subfamily S member 2-like. Gene Ontology annotation, biological process: regulation of delayed rectifier potassium channel activity; protein homooligomerization; potassium ion transmembrane transport. Gene Ontology annotation, cellular component: membrane; voltage-gated potassium channel complex. The record is from RefSeq and is a predicted model, not a curated record. Gene Ontology annotation, molecular function: voltage-gated potassium channel activity; protein binding. NCBI's taxonomy places the organism in Eukaryota, Metazoa, Chordata, Actinopteri, Cypriniformes, Xenocyprididae. Bases 11 to 1675 code for a protein of 554 amino acids. The transcript has 2 exons.